Messenger RNA from Periophthalmus magnuspinnatus, 1165 nucleotides. Its product is annotated as syncoilin-like. The record is from RefSeq and is a predicted model, not a curated record. Gene Ontology annotation, cellular component: intermediate filament. Bases 117 to 1148 code for a protein of 343 amino acids. The transcript has 6 exons. Lineage: Eukaryota; Metazoa; Chordata; Actinopteri; Gobiiformes; Gobiidae.
GUGAAGGCGCGUAUCCCACCUGGAGGAGGACAGCUGAGCGCAGCCGAGCGCAGACGACUUGUCUUUAGCCUGAGAAAGUGGAUUGCUCACACAUCUCAGGACAUCUCAGUCUUAUCAUGGAACAUAUGGAGGAUCUACCAAAUAGGAAUAGUCUCGACACUUGCAAUCCAUAUGAGGAAUUUAGUGCAAAUAUUUCAUGCACUCCUCAAGAUCAAGGCACUCAUCAAAUCUCAAUCCAGACUGACAGCACAGACUUGGACAAAGUGGGAGAGAUGUUUGAACGCUGCAUUGAAGAAGUGUUUCAUCUGGAGAUGCACAGAGACCGUCUCAUAGAGGAGUUUGCCCAGCUGCAGGAGCCCAUGCUGGGAGGAGUGAGACACCUGAGAGGCCGUCUUCUGGAAGCUCAGCGGCUGCUCACACUGGCUCAGCUGGAUUACAUCUCUGUCUAUGAGGAAGUGCAGCAGCUUAAAAGGAAACUAUUCUCCACAGCACGAGACAGCAUCCAGAGCCAAGUGACACUGGCCACACGUCAGUUUGAAGUAGCCCAGUCUGAUGUGACACAGGAGGAGCUUAAAGCCACUAUUCAGACUCUAACAGAGGAAAAGGCUGAGCUUGAGAAAGCUCACAAAGAGCAGGUGGACCACCUGCAUAGCCAGAAGGCUAAGCCCAGGUCCCGCACUAUGAGCGACAGUGUGAGCCUGUGUCGCCAGGCCUCUCAGCGGCUGCAGCGCAGACUCAGUGGCAGUAUCAAGUCCUUGGAGAGCUGGUACGAGCCCCGCCUAGUGGCUUUGCUCCGGAGGAGGCAGAUUGGAGAGGAUGCUCUGAAGAGAACCAGGGAGCAGAGCACAGACCUGAAGGCUCAGCUGGGGCCCCUCAGGGAGCAGUUCCAGAGACUAGAGACACAGAGGACUAAGUUGGAGAAAAGGAAAGCAUUGAUCGAGACAGACAGGGAACAAAAUUUCAAACAACACAAGGAGAAAGUGGAGAAACUGACGAGUGAAUUAAAUGACCUUGAAGCAGAGUUUGAAACUCAAAAAGCAUCCAAGAGCAUUCUAGAAAAUCUCAAGGAGGGCUUGUUAAGGGAGCUAACUUUUCUCAGAGGCAGUGACGAAGCAACUGAAGAACAUCAAUUAUAUGGUGCAUUAUAGCACAUUUCUUAUAGGGC